Molecule: messenger RNA, 886 nt
Organism: Ictalurus punctatus (channel catfish)
Lineage: Eukaryota; Metazoa; Chordata; Actinopteri; Siluriformes; Ictaluridae
Exons: 8
Coding region: 41-886 (281 amino acids)
Source: RefSeq, a predicted model, not a curated record
UUCUGGUAACAGGAGUUCAGGAAACCAGGUUAAUGGUGAUAUGGAUUACUACUUCCAAGAUGGAACCACCAAAACACCAGCAGCCUUCCAGAAUGAGCUAACACCUGUGUCUGGUUCAGCUGUGGUUCAGACCAGGAUGGUCUUCAAUACCUCCUUUCCUGUUCCCAGUGAGAGAUUGGUCCUCAGUGCGAUCCAGACUCUUCUCAGUGCUCGACUCACAAACCUCUCUGACUUUGUAAAAGUGCUGAACUUCACCUCUGAGAAAAUUUCAGACACCUCCUAUGCAGUCAACUUCACAUUGAGCAUCAGUAACAUCAGCAUGUCUAAGAACCCUGACUUCAGGAACGACACCUACACCCAAGUGGAGAACAUCAACAAUAACGUUCUAAACACACUUCUAAAUGAACCUGGUGCAGAACCAUUUGAAUCCCAGAGCUCUUUCUUCACGAGUUCAGGAAACCAGCUUAAUGGUGGUAUGGAUUACUACUUCCAAGAUGGAACCACCAAAACACCAGCAGCCUUCCAGAAUGAGCUAACACCUGUAUCUGGUUCAGCUGUGGUUCAGACCAGGAUGAUCUUCAAUUCCUCCUCUCCUGUUCCCAGUGAGAGUUUGGUCCUCAGUGCGAUCCAGACUCUUCUCAGUGCUCGACUGACAAACCUCUCUGACUCUGUAAAAGUGCUGAACUUCACCUCUGAGAAAAUUUCAGACACCUCCUAUGCAGUCAACUUCACAUUGAGCAUCAGUAACAUCAGCAUGUCUAAGAACCCUGACUUCAGGAACGACACCUACACCCAAGUGGAGAACAUCAACAAUAACGUUCUAAACACACUUCUAAAUGAACCUGGUGCAGAACCAUUUGAAUCCCAGAGCUCUUUCUUCACGUAA